AUGGACAAAUAUGAGCCCUAUGAGCCCUCUGAUACCAUGCCCUCUGAAACAAAUCCAACGCACACUCAGUCCUUAGUCCCAGUCCUAGUGAGGGGAGCUUGCGAAGCUGUGCAGAACUACACAGGAGCCCAGCAGUGUCCCCCCUCCCCUCCGUCCCCAUGUUUCGGUGGGCGGCCACAGUACCCGUACCCCCCCAUCCACACCCGUGCUAGCGACCCGCGCUACGCCCCCUACCUGCUGAGCCCGACCGAGGGCGGCUUCCCGGCUCUGGACGUGCCGCCCCAACGCGCAGCGUUCCACUCCGACUGCCUGGUGAUGGCUCCCGGCCUGCUGCCGCCCAGCGCCCCCGGCGCACUCCCUGCCGACCACGUCUCCAGCAGCACGUUUCCCAGGAUGCACUACUCCUCGCAGUACUACAACUCCAUCCCGCGCGAGGACUGCGGCGGCGCCACCGCACUCACGCCCACCGUGGCCCACGCGCCCGCUUCCUUCUCCUCCUCCUCGGCGCCCCAUCACCUCCACCAGCAGCAGCAGUACCAUCACCACCACGCCGUCCUGUCGAGCCACCACAGCAACCCACGCACCACGCGCCUGUCCUCGGGCAUGUCGGACCAACUGGAAAGGCAGAUGAGACCGGUGCAGCGCGAGGGCUUCCACACGCUGCAGUACCAGCGCGGCGCCGGUGCCGGGGAGAGCCCGGGCCGGAUCCGCCACCUGGUGCACUCGGUCCAGAAGCUCUUCACCAAGUCACACUCGCUGGAGGGCUCGGCCAAGGCUAACGGCGGGCGCGGGGACAGCGCAUCAUCAUCGCACCACCAUCAGCAGCACCACCACCACCACUCGGGAUCCACCUCCUCCAGCAAGCGGAGCAAGAGUAGGGAACGGCGACACCGCUCCUCCGGGGACUGGUGGAGCUCCGACGACAACUUGGACAGCGACGGGACGUUCCGCGCGGCAGCGGCGGUGGCGGCACAGCAGCAAAGCAUGAUGGGAUUGAGUAGGCAGCAGGCCGCCGCCAUGGAGCACAUGGCUCAGCACUGCCCCCCGCUGGACUACCCGGGCAGCGGCGGCGCCCACCACUUCGGCCGGCUCUCGCUCAAGACGUCCAAGAGCAGCGGGGACAUCAAGUGCUCGGCCUGCAAAAGCGCGCCGCCGGACGGCAAGUUCCUGAAGAGGAGCUCCUGGUCCACGCUGACGGUCAGCCAGGCCAAGGAAGCGUAUAGGAAGUCAUCGCUCAACCUGGACAAGCCGUCGUCGCUACACCACGCGCACCUGGGACACCACCUGCAUCACUACCUACAGGUCCCGGGGGACUGCGGGGAUUGGCGGGGUUACCGUGACGAGGAGAUCCCGUGCCGGCGCAUGCGGAGCAGCAGCUACGUGAAGGCCAUGGGGGACGAGGAGGGUGCGGUCGAGUCGCCCGACACCAGCCCCAAGAGCUCGCCACCCACGCAACACAGGGCCGCCGUACGGCCCGAUGCCCUCGUACUCAAGCCUGUCACACAGAGACCACACAUAGACACCCACAGCCCAGGCUACCACCUGCAGAGCUCUCGUGACAUGCGCCCCCUUCCCAGUGCCAAUCUGGACCCCACCACCACCUACCAUCCACCCCCUUAUCGCUCCCGAAACCAGAGCUACAUGCGCGCAGUGAGCACACUCAGCCAGGCAAGCUGCGUCAGCCAGGUGAGUGAGACUGAGAUCAAUGGCCAGUUUGAGUCAGUUUGCGAGUCCGUUUUUAGCGAGCUAGAGAGCCAGGCCAUGGGUGCGCUGGACCUGACUGGCUCCUUCCGUACGCGGAGCCACAGUUACCUGCGUGCCAUACAGGCCGGGUACUCCCAAGAGGACGACUGCUUGGCCUCUGUGACAUCCUCCACUGUCACGUCAACGCUCAGAUCCACAACAGGGAUCCAGUUCCGCCUCCCCACAGCAUGCAGUGCCCAAGACCGCACACAGCCUUCACCCUCAGGACUGUCGCAGCCCCCCAGUGCAAAGCCCACCCCCCCUCAGCCGCGCAGCGUGAUGACCCGGCCCAUCAUCUCAGUCACAGCCCAGAGCAGCACAGAGUCCGUGCCGGACGCCCAGCAGGAGGGGGCGGUGCUUACCGCGCCGGAGGGCGGGGCCAGGGGUCUGAGGAGCGCGCUCAGUCACCUGCCGUCGGGCCUGGAAGGCAGCGGCGGCGGCGGCGCCAAGGCCCUGGCCCUUGCCAUGGAAGCAGUGGCGGCCAAGCGGCUAGUGACGUCCGGGAGCCAGGGCUCCAUCCAGACGUGCGAUAAAGCCGUGCUCGUGUCCAAGGCGGAGGAGUAUCUCAAGACGCCACGAUCGUCUGUGGGCAUACAGGUUGAAUCUGCCACUGACUCGGAGACGGAGAGAAGAGGGCUUCCACGGUACCACUCUGUUGGCACCCAAGUGGAGGAUUACAAACGGCAUGCGCGCUUCAAGCGCUCCAACAGCGUGACGACGGCGGUGCAGGCCGACCUGGAGCUUGAGGGGUUCCCCUCCACGGAGGACAAGGGCCUCCAGUUCGGCGGCGGCUUCCACUCGGAGCCCACCACCCCCACCCAGUACGGCGCCCUCCGCACCGUCCGCACCCAGGGCCUCUUCAGCUACCGCGAGGACUACCGGCCCCCCAGCGGGCCCACCACCCCCCACCAGCCCCCCUCCUGGAUGGCCGAAGAGGCGGGGCUGGUGGGCGCGGAGGGUGGGGGCGCCGUCGGCGGCGUGUCGGCCCUCCACCGGGACGGCAACUGGUUCAUGCAGCUGCUGGACAGCGAGAGCCGGCGGCUGGAGGACUGGUGCCGGGACAUGGAGCAGGAGGCGGAGGAACACCAGCUGAGCGAGGACAUCUUAGGCAAGAUCAGGAGUGCGGUGGGCAGUGCACAGCUUCUCAUGUCUCAGAAGUUCCAGCAGUUCUAUUGGCUCUGUCAGCAAAACCUGGACCCGAGUGCUAUGCCCAGACCCACGUCACAGGACCUGGCCGGCUUCUGGGACCUCCUGCAGCUGUCCAUUGAGGACGUGUCGACCAAGUUUCAGGAGCUCCAGCAGAUCAGGGGCAACGAGUGGAAGCCCUUGGAGAGUCCAGAAAAGAAGGAGGGAAAAUGGCCGCCGCCAGUGCCUCGUCGGCCCUCUAGGGGGCGUGGGGCGAUGAUGCGGGAGCGUUCGCUCGACCUGCAGGACCGCCAGCGGGCGGAAGCCAGGCGCCGCCUACUGGCUGCCAAGCGUGCCGCGUCUUUCCGGCAGAGUUCGGUCACAGAGCGUGGCGACAGCAUCGAGAUUUACAUCCCAGAGGCCCAGACUAGGCUCUGACACACAGAUACACACACACAGAAACACACACACACAGACACACACAUGCACAGACUGUCGAAGUGCCAAGUUCGACGAUCAAAGCAUACCCACGCACUUCAGCAUGUAGAGAAAUCACUUGGUAUUUCUUCAUUCAUGGGCUCAUCAAUUAUAUACUAUUUACUAUUGUACACCUCUUGGA
This is a messenger RNA of Engraulis encrasicolus (European anchovy), 3487 nucleotides long. Its product is annotated as disks large-associated protein 2-like. Gene Ontology annotation, cellular component: postsynaptic specialization; glutamatergic synapse. Gene Ontology annotation, biological process: signaling. NCBI's taxonomy places the organism in Eukaryota, Metazoa, Chordata, Actinopteri, Clupeiformes, Engraulidae. The record is from RefSeq and is a predicted model, not a curated record. Bases 1 to 3306 code for a protein of 1101 amino acids. The transcript is spliced from 18 exons. Gene Ontology annotation, molecular function: molecular adaptor activity.